GGCUGCGCUGCGGGCCCUACAAGAUCCUGUUCAAGGAAGUGGUCUGGAGAGCAGUGUUGGGGAGCGGGAGAAAGGAACUGCCUCCCCUGCUUGCCGGGUCUGAGACAGGAACAACCUAGUAAAUUCGUUCGCCUGCUGCUGCUGCCGUUUUGCCUCCGUCACUGAGAUUUGGAAAGCCAAGGCCCAAAGACAAAUUUGGAGAACAGGAACUUUUGCAUGAACACGAAAGAACAACCUUUCCACACUGCCACAGCAGCAGCAGCCUCGGUUAGCCGGGAAGGAGCAAGAGGAGGAGGAGGCACAGAAGACGAGGAAGGGAAGAGUCCCGCUGCGCAUCGGUGACCACGCCAAGAACUUGGCCCUCUCUAUGGCAAGUCCCAGGCUGGACCAGUGCUGCUGAAGCCCCUCGGCGGGCCUGCCGGGGCUGGGGGGAGGGGAGGGGGUGCCGCUACCGCCACUGCUGCAGCAAGGUAGGGGAGGCUGGGGGGUGGGGGGGGUGGGACGGGGUGGAGGAGGAAGAGCAAGGAGGCAGCAGCUCCUGGCCCCCACCCCCGGGUGCAGCCGGUAGGUUUUAGGGCCUCGUGGUUGAGGACACCGUGGAACGCUAGGUUGGGGCCCAGAGUGCGAAAUGAGUCUCGUGGGAGGCUUCCCCCACCACCCGGUGGUGCACCAUGAGGGCUACCCCUUCGCCGCUGCUGCCGCCGCGGCUGCCGCGGCCGCCGCCAGCCGCUGUGGCCACGAGGAGAACCCCUACUUCCACGGCUGGCUCAUCAGUCACCCGGAGAUGUCCCCCCCUGACUACAGCAUGGCACUGUCCUAUAGCCCCGAAUAUGCUAACGGCGCUGCAGGACUCGACCACUCCCAUUACGGGGGAGUGCCACCCGGGAGCGGGCCUCCGGGCCUGGGGGGGCCCCGUCCGGUGAAGCGCCGGGGCACCGCCAACCGCAAAGAGAGGCGCAGGACUCAGAGCAUCAACAGCGCCUUCGCAGAACUGCGGGAAUGCAUCCCCAAUGUGCCUGCGGACACCAAGCUGUCCAAGAUCAAGACCCUCCGCCUGGCUACCAGCUACAUCGCCUACCUCAUGGACCUGCUGGCAAAGGACGACCAGAACGGGGAGGCGGAGGCCUUCAAGGCAGAAAUCAAGAAGACAGAUGUGAAGGAGGAAAAGAGGAAGAAGGAGCUGAAUGAAAUCUUGAAAAGCACAGUGAGCAGCAAUGAUAAGAAAACCAAAGGCAGGACGGGCUGGCCACAGCAUGUCUGGGCCCUGGAGCUCAAGCAGUGAAGAAAGAGAGAGGGAAAAAAGAGAGAAGAAAAAAAAGGAAGAGUCCCACCGCUGGACUUGAAUGAAGGACUCAAGGAAAACCUCUCCAGGAGGCUCUGCAGACAUCUGCUCCGAGAACUUUUUGUAUUUGGAAUCAGCCAGUUUAUUUAUGUGCAAUUUUCCUCCCCUUUCUCCUGUUCCCCCUUUUGAAGCACCCUAUCCCCAUCCCCUCCUUUAAAAAGUGGAUAUUUGAAGAAAAGCAUUCCAUAUUUUAAUAUGAAGAGGAAACUCCAGCGUGGUAAGGGGGUUCAAUCGUCUCAUAGGUUUGGAUUGUGUUGGGUUUUUGUUUUUGUUAUGUUUAUUUUUGUUUUGGGCUUUUUUUUUUAAGAGUGUGUGUCCGUGUGUGAAUGUUCCCUUUCAGCCUGUAUAGGACACUCAGCAUUGCAACUCAAGCAGCCCAGCUAAAAGACUCCUGACAUCAGUGUGUAUGUGAAGUGUAUCUUUAAUACUUGGCCUUUUGGAUAUAAAUAUUUCUGGGGAUGAUAAAGUUAUAUUUCAAAGCAAAAAUGGGGCCACUAAUGUUAUUCCGUUGGUGCGGUAUCUAGUGUUGCCAUUUUAUUAGUGGGCUUUCCUUAUUUGAAGAUGUUCCCAACAGCUACUUGUGUUGUGCACUUCCGUCCUCUAAAAAGAAUUAGUGGAGUUUAAUUAAUAUUGAAGGUGUAAACGUUGUAAGUAUUCAAUAAACCACUGUGUGUUUUUUUUUACAAAAAAAAUCUUACUAUGUUUUAUACCUCAAAGUGUUUUGAAAACAAAAUUGUUAUUCUUGUUUUCAUAGUAUUUAAAAUAUUCAGAAGUAAACUAAGUUAUAAA
Monodelphis domestica (gray short-tailed opossum) is the source of this 2131-nucleotide messenger RNA. It is a transcript of the gene HAND2, whose product is annotated as heart and neural crest derivatives expressed 2. The record is from RefSeq and is a predicted model, not a curated record. NCBI's taxonomy places the organism in Eukaryota, Metazoa, Chordata, Mammalia, Didelphimorphia, Didelphidae. Gene Ontology annotation, molecular function: DNA-binding transcription factor activity, RNA polymerase II-specific; RNA polymerase II transcription regulatory region sequence-specific DNA binding; protein dimerization activity. Gene Ontology annotation, biological process: heart development; regulation of transcription by RNA polymerase II.